This is a messenger RNA of Colletotrichum truncatum, 306 nucleotides long. Lineage: Eukaryota; Fungi; Ascomycota; Sordariomycetes; Glomerellales; Glomerellaceae. The record is from RefSeq and is a predicted model, not a curated record.
AUGGAACUUCCUAACUAUCCGGGCAUCGCGGACGGCCUCGUUCCAAAGGUGCCCGGCCGACCCUCUGCUCCAAGCUUCUUCUUCUUCUUCUUCCUCCUCCCCCUGACGAUCACUCCCGCUAGUCGAGAUAGAGUAGACGAUACCGCGGCUGCUGAUCCUUUCCGUCCAUCGUCGCUCUUGCAUCUCACUCCCCCCCUCCCCAUCACCACCACCACCGCCGACGACGCCGACGCCGACGCCGCCACAACAGCCACCAAAACCACCACCGCCCAGACAACCAAGCGAAUCGUGAUAGAACGGGGUUAA